Molecule: messenger RNA, 14933 nt
Organism: Epinephelus lanceolatus (giant grouper)
Lineage: Eukaryota; Metazoa; Chordata; Actinopteri; Perciformes; Serranidae
Product: E3 ubiquitin-protein ligase rnf213-alpha-like
Biological process (GO): negative regulation of non-canonical Wnt signaling pathway; sprouting angiogenesis; ubiquitin-dependent protein catabolic process
Cellular component (GO): nucleolus; cytosol; membrane
Molecular function (GO): ubiquitin-protein transferase activity; metal ion binding; ATP hydrolysis activity
Source: RefSeq, a predicted model, not a curated record
CCGUGGGGAAUACCAUACGGUAAAGAACAGGUGAAAAACCUGAUCAGACACGUUCUGAAAGAGAACAUCAAUCUCAAACCCAGAGGGCAAAAAGGAACAACAAAAUCCCUCUUACCUCUGCAUGCAGGAGUAGUUCGUUUGCUGAUCUACAACAAGUAUCUGAAAGAUGACAUGAUGGAUCAGCUAUCCAACUUGUGUGAUCUUCUUUGCCUGCCGAAGAUGCCACCACAUGAUUUCUUCCCUUUCUGGAAAGACUUUGCAGGCCCUUUGACUGAUAAAAAGAGUGUUGCAGAUGCUGUUGAGAUGUUGUGCAACAAUGCUAGACAACGCCAAAUUGAGAAGUGGGUCUUGGUCAUCCCUCUGAUUCACCUACUGAGAGGAGAAAGCAAACCAUUUGGGCCAGUUCCACCCGAACUGAAUCCAGAGUUUGAAUCCUGGACGGGUUUGAGUGGGAGCAACAGAGCACAUUCAAACAGGGAUCCUUAUCUUAGGAAUGUGAUCUGGACCAUGAAAGAGCAUGCGUACCUGGCAGACAUUGAUCGUCUUCUUGUGCACUCCUGGAUGUCUUUGCUGAAUGUGGAUGAGCUAAAAAGUUUCAUGUCCAGCGUGCGCGUGGAGCUCCUAGACAUUCUUCAUUACAUACAGUUCAGUAUAAAAACUGGGAUCAAUCACUCCAACUACAUGGCUUUGGAAGACCUGGCACUAUGUCUUAUCGACAGAGAAAGCCAUCGCAAUAAAGGUUUUGAUGAUAAACAUGGAGAGUGUUGCCUGAAAACUGCAGCAAGGCUUCUUGGUUCUAUCUGCCGUCACACAACAGAUCCAGGUCGCUGUGAUGUUCCUAUUUACUUCCUUGAUCUGGUCUGUCUCAUUACCAAGGCAUACGACCACACCAAUUCCCAGGCAAGAGAGAGAAUUCAUGAAGAGUCAAUAGGGGAGACACUGGAGACAGUGAGGGAAUGGCGGAGAAAAACCUUCAAAAACAAACUGCUCAAUGAUUGGAGGUGUUCCUUUGCUGUACUUGAUGAAAUCAAGGUAUGGGAGAAGUUACUCUCAAUAUCCUUCAGUCACAAGGAACACACUUCAUUCUGGAGAAGAACCUUCAUGGAAGAGUUUGAAGGAAAACUAAAACAAGAACAACCAGUGAAUCAAAUUGGAAUAUACUCAAACAAGAUGGAAGAACUGAGCAAGACAAGUCCACUGUUAUGCAACACAAUGGAGAAAUGUGCAUUGGAGGCAGUUGCAGCUGUUUGUCAGGAUAAAUCUGGCAGAGCUGUUUCAGCUCUAUUUGAGAAACAUGAUAUCACAAAGUUUGGAAAGCUGAUGUCUGUUGUUGUGAUGAAGACAUGGCCCACAGAUGCAAAUGGAAAAUACAUCGAAGGCGAGGAAUCAAUAUUUGAGUACCUUCUAAACUGGCCAAUGGCCAAAACUGUUUUCCAAAUGACAGGUUUAAGAGGAGGACUGACUGACAAAUUGUCCGAUGACGCACAAAUCAGGAUGACUUUGGCAACUUCAGCAUUCAAAUCUGUGUCAGAGAAGUUCCUCAGUGGAGAAAUCCAAAUCAAAACUUUAAAGCAAAUCCUCCAGAAAGAACAUGAAUUUCUUGACUUGCUGAAGAUCGAUGGCCUCUGUGAUGAUGGUCGAUGUAGAGAUGACAGUAUGAGAGAAUUACUGAAACUAAGAAAAGAAGAAGCAGAAGCUGUCCAUCGUGAGAAGGAGUUGGUCAAGGGUCUUCUUCAAAUCUGUCAGGAGCUUCCACAACAUGUCAAAGUUGACUUCAAUGGGUUGGACAAAAAACUGAAUCAGGACAUUGAGAUGAUGAAUCUGAGUGAAUUCAUGAAGGUUCACACUCUUUAUGGACAGACCUCUCCGACAGCUGGGCAGGUCACUUAUUUCAACCUUUGUGAUAAGACCCGUCAGAUGGCUUCAGAACUCCAUGCCAUUAAAGAAAGCUCAAUCUUCAAAAUGUGCUGGAUGAAUCAAGUGGAAGAGUUGUCAAGAGGCGAACCUGAUACAGAUACAGAUGACACUGAACAUCAUGGUGUCAAUGAAGAAAUCUACACUCUCGACCUGGUCUACAGUCGAAUAUUCCAAAACUGCUACAGCAAGUACAGAGAGCUUUAUGAUGGUCUGAAGAGUGGGGAACUGUUACUGGAGGAAAUAGACAGCCUCUUUGAGGACUAUAAGGGAAAGUACGAAGACUUGCGGACAGAUUUGUACAUCAUGUGCAGAACAAAUCCAUCUGACAACAGAAGAUGGAUCACAAGGAGGAUUCAGCAGAUUCAACAGUACCAUGAUCUUCAUCUUGCAAUGGAAUCUGCCAAAAUCAUUGAGGAUAUCAGGAAAACAAUAUGUCCAGAUGGAGACUUUAAAGCAUUGGAGAAAUUGCUGCAAAUGAAUCAAGCUAACUUCAAGAAAAACAACCUGAAUUACAUAGAUGAUACCUUCAUAAAGGCCAAAACGAUUCUGAUGGACAUUACGAAGGAUCGCAGGGAAUGUCUUCAGAAGCUCAGUCAGAGCGGAGAGUUUGUCCUAUGGGUUAAAGAAGAACUUAAAGAUAUCAGUGAGCUGAAAGUUUUUGUUGACCUGGCAACCAUCUCUGCUGGAGAAAAUGACCUGGAUGUGGAUCGAGUGGCCUGUUUUCAUGACGCUGUUCUCGGUUACUCUUCCAUGUUGUAUGGACUGAAGGAGGACUCUGACUUUGAGGCCUUCAAAGAGGCAUUGUCAAAAUUGUGGAAGGCAUUUGAAAAUGACAAAGAGAUACCAACGAAGCUGUGGGAUACAGCACGUCAUCUGGAAUGGUUAAAGACUGUUAAGGAAAGCCAUGGAUCUGUUGAAUUUUCAUCCCUGUCGCUGGCUACAUCCAUCAAUGAGAGAGGAAUAUACACCAUCAAGGGCCAAAACCAGAAAAAGCUUGCUUUAGAGACUUCCCUGAUGUUGCAAAUUCAGGAUGGACAUGAGAAAAACAUGACAUACACCUAUGAGGACCUGAAAGAGUUGCAAAAUAAGCUUAUGCUCAUGUCUGGAAGAGGGGAACAAAAACAGAGUGAAGUGGAACAUUUUGCUGAGGUGUUUGACAAUGUCCAAAGACUUGCCAAAGUAUUUGUAGACCUCUAUGCUGCAGGAAACCCACUAUUCAGGUGUUGGGAAGCAAAGAUUUAUUGCAAACCUCAGAGUGACCCAUGUAUCAUUAUGGACAUCAACUUUUGCAAGAUCCAGCAGCGCAUCCAGAUAUGCGGAAGUCUAGUUGAACAACUUACAGCACUGUCCGAGAAGAUGGAGUUGUUUCUUGAUGACUGGCGAAACUUCAUGGACAAACAGAGGUCUGAUCACUAUUACCUUAACUACUUCACAGCAGAACAAAUAUUCUACCUGUGCACUGUUGUGACUCCGACAAAUGUGAAUGCAGAUAUAGAGGACAAAGCUUUAAUGAUGCUCACUUUCAUCAAACCAAAUUGCACAACAUCAGAUGUCUGGAGCGCAUGGAGAAGGUUUCACAACCAAUUUGAUCCUGGAAAAAGGAUAAAUGGAGAUAUUGACUUUCGAAGUCACUUUCUUCACCAGGAAGACAGCAACAUGUCUUCAGCCAAUGAGAGUCAUUUUAUAGUCGAUGAUCCAGCACACAAGGCAGACGAGACUGUUGGUCUGAAAGAACUGGAAGAGUUGUGGAAUGGCUACAUCAAGAAUGAGGGAAUAUUUUUCCAUGACCUUUUGGAUGUUAGGAGUUUAGGGGAUCUGUUGAAAAUGAUGACUGUCACAGAAAACGAAACUGAAAAUGAAUGGGAAGAACCAGUGCUCUCAGAGUCAAAAGAUGAUUCUCUUAGAAGAAGUCUCCCAAAAGGCCUUAACCCAAACCAACCUAAUCUCAUAAUCUGUCCACAAGAUGAGGUCCUGACUUCAAGUAUCUGCUUGUACAUGACCAGUGACUAUCAGCCACUGCCAAGUUAUGAUGAGGUCCUCUUGUGUACCCCUGCAACAUCCUACGAGCAGGUAGAGCUUUUCCUGAGGAGAUGCCUCACACCAGGUGACAUCGGCCAGAAGAUUUACACAAUGCUUUGGGCGGACCAACUAACCUAUGAUGUUAGCUGUGCAAUGGAAAAGUGUUUUCAAAAACUGCGGUCAUUGUUUAAACAUGAUUACAGGCUAGUGAUCUUUUGCAGUUCUGACAGGGAGCACACUUACAUUCCUACUGCAUUCAGUCAGUUCAAAAGAGACUUUGUGCCACAAGAGUCAUUGAAAAGGAUUCAGAGGUACUUGUCCAGGCAUUACACCGUCCCCUCAGAUCACAAGAAUGCUGUGUUCAAAGGUGGCCAUUCUGUUGGCAUUGUUAGUUCCCAACGUGCAGGAGUAGGCAAGUCAUUGUAUGUCCAAAGAUUGUAUGAAAAGCUGGAGGGAAGUGUUGAACAAGGAACUGCAUUUAAGAAGUGCAUCCGACUAACCGAACAUGAGAUUGAUGACCACAAGGUUCUUCAGUCUUUGUAUGACACACCAAAGCAAAAAGACCUCAAGGUGUUUCACUUUGAUGUCACAUCCUCGGUGCAAAAAGGCUUGAAUGAAUUCCUAUUCAAGCUUUUCUUUUUGCGGUACCUGAUGGAUUCAGAUGGACAGAUGUGGCGCUGCAGCCACAAACACUUGUACAUCGUCGAGUUACUAGAAUCCACAAAUACUCAGCCCAGAUCUGGACAAAAGGAAAACUUUGCCUUCUCAGAUGUUUUUCCAAAGGUACUUUGUCGUGCACCAAAGGAUGUUAUGACUUUGGAAAUGAGGAAAGAGGAAAACCCUGACUUGGAGAGUGACGACCCUCUCAUGGAUGACGAAUGUUUCAGGAGUGAAGCUUAUCAAAGGCCAUACCAGUACCUCACGCGUUUUUACAACAAUACCAAUCUUGACAACUUUACUUACCAGGGCACUGAAGGGACUCAUGCAAAGUGUCUUCAGAUAUUCUUAUUCUACUGUGGCGUUCUCGAUCCAUCUUGGGCAGAGCUACGUAACUUUGUCUGGUUCCUUAAUCUUCAGUUGCAAGACUGUGAAAAUUCAGUCUUCUGCAAAUUUGAGUUGGUUGGAGACACUCUUCAAGGGUUCAAAAACUUUGUUGUUAAGUUCAUGAUCCUGAUGUCCAAAGACUUUGCAACCCCCUCACUAAACAUCACUGACCAGAGCCCAGGGAGACAACAAGUUGACAUCAGUGGGCUUAAUGAAAGAGACUUGGCCCCAUUCCUCAUCAGAAAAAGGUGGGAAUCCAAGCCACAUCCAUACAUCUUUUUUAAUGAUGACCGAAUAUCCAUGACUUUCAUUGGGUUUCACCUGAAGCCCAAUAACCAGAGGGGGGUUGAUGCCAUAAAUCCCUUGACAGGAGAGGUGAUAGAGAGUAACAUCAUGACUCAGGAGCUGUACACUGGCUUAAGACAUCAGAGAGUCCCUUUUAAUAGGAACUUUGAUCAGCUUCCUCGAGCUGACAAGAUUGAGCAUCUGUGCAGUGUGCUUGGCAUCAAGUGGCCAACAGAUCCUGAUGAAACAUAUGAGCUGACCACCGAUAAUAUUCUCAAAAUGAUGGCAAUCCAUAUGAGAUUUAGGUGCGGCAUCCCAGUCAUCAUAAUGGGUGAAACAGGAUGUGGUAAGACGAGGCUCAUCAAGUUUAUGUGUGAGUUGAGAAGGUGUGGAGCACCCACAGAAAACAUGAAACUGGUCAAGGUCCAUGGAGGAACAACAUCAGCAAUGAUAUAUGAGAAAGUGAGGGAAGCUGAACAUCUUGCAAGGACCAAUAAAGAGAAUCAUGAAUUUUACUCUGUUCUUUUCUUUGAUGAGGCAAACACCACAGAAGCCAUCAGCAGCAUCAAGGAGAUACUUUGUGAUAACUCUGUGCAGGGACAACAACUUGGCUCUCAAACAGGACUACAGAUUGUUGCUGCAUGCAACCCCUACCGAAAGCAUACAGACAAGAUGAUUGAAAGGUUGGAGACAUCUGGAUUGGGCUACCGGGUCAGGGCUGAGGAGACUGAAGAAAGGCUUGGCUCAAUCCCUCUCCGCCAGCUUGUGUAUCGUGUACAUGCGUUACCCCCCAGCAUGAUUCCUCUUGUUUGGGACUUUGGGCAGCUCAGUGACACAGCAGAGAGAAUGUACAUCAAACAAAUAGUGCAAAGAGAGGCAAAUGCCAACUCAAUUGCAAGUAGUUAUAUUCCAACUAUAACUCAAGUGCUGUCGUCAUCACAAAAGUUCAUGAGGGAGAGGAAAGAUGAAUGCAGCUUUGUCAGUUUGAGGGAUGUUGAGCGUUGCAUGCAUGUGUUUGUGUGGUUUCACAAAAAUCACUCCAUGUUUGCUGCGCAGCUGACAGUAUUCCUUCAAGAUGCAUCUCAGAAAAAAAACACAAAGAUGUCAUCGUUUUCACCUGCUCAUGACAGAGUAAUUUGGUCACUCUUGAUGGCCACUGGAGUGUGCUAUCAGUCCUGCUUGGAGGACAAAACGCCAUAUCAGAAAACCAUCAGCCCGUUGCUUCCUCGUGAAUACAACACAAAGAGAGUACAGCAGGAAAUCAAUCUCAUGCAGGACCUCCUACUCAACGGUGUACCCAUGGGGAAGACAAUAGCCAGAAAUGAGGCUUUGAAAGAAAACUUCUUCAUGAUGGUGAUCUGUGUUGAACUAAGAAUUCCCCUGUUUAUCGUUGGGAAACCAGGGAGCUCCAAAUCACUGUCCAAAACCCUAAUUGCAGAUGCGAUGCAGGGCCCUUCCUCUCAUUCUGAGCUCUACAAGAGGCUGAAGCAGAUACAUCUGGUGUCUUUCCAGUGCAGCCCUCAUUCAACUCCUGAAGGAAUCAUUAACACAUUCAAACAGUGUGCCCGCUUUCAGGAAAGCAAAAACUUGGAUGAAUAUAUUUCAGUAGUUGUUCUUGAUGAGAUUGGAUUGGCUGAAGAUUCCCCUAAAAUGCCACUGAAAACACUGCACCCACUACUGGAAGAGGGCUGUGUCGAUGAUGAGCCAGAACCUCAUAAAAGGGUUGGGUUCAUUGGAAUUUCCAACUGGGCACUGGACCCUGCCAAGAUGAAUCGUGGAAUAUUUGUGUCCCGUGGAGAUCCAAAUGAGAAAGAGCUCAUCAAAAGUGCUAAAGGGAUAUGCUCGUCUGAAGAAAUGGUUCGUAAAAAGAUCGAACACCUCUUUGAGCCUUUUGCAAAGGCAUAUAUGAGAGUAUGCAAAGAAGGCAGGGGCUUUUUUGGUCUGCGGGAUUUCUACAGUCUGAUCAAGAUGAUAUUUUCAAUUACCAAAUCAGGUAAUAAGAGACCCUCCGCAGAGCAAAUCACUGGAGCAGUCCUGAGAAACUUCAGUGGAAAAGAUGAUGUGAAUGUGAUGGGCAUAUUCAGCGAGGAACUCAGAGAUGACUUUGCCAAUGCCAACCUCACCACCAUUGAUUUGGUCAAGAAAAGUAUCUCUACAACUUGCCAAGGAGACGAAAGUCGUUACCUGUUGAUCCUCACAAAGAACUACGCAGCUCUUCAGAUUCUCCAACAGAUAUUCUCACUUCACAACAUCCAUCCAGAAAUCAUCUUUGGGUCUAGUUUCCCAAAGGAUCAGGAGUACACACAGAUUUGUAGGAACAUCAAUCGCGUCAAGGUUUGCAUGGAGACUGGACAAACAGUUGUGCUUCUGAACCUUCAGAAUCUGUAUGAAAGUCUGUAUGAUGCUCUCAACCAAUACUAUGUGACUUUGGGGGGUCAAAAGUAUGUUGAUCUUGGAUUAGGAACACAUCGUGUGAAAUGCAGAGUUCACAAAAACUUCAGGCUCAUCGUCAUUGAAGAGAAAGAGGUGGUCUAUGAGCAAUUUCCAAUCCCACUGAUCAACAGGUUGGAGAAACACUACCUUGACAUCAACACUGUUCUCAGUGAUGACCAGAAGGACAUUGCCAGACAACUUCAGGAAUGGGUUGACGAUUUUGUCUCCCUAAGUAGUCAACACUCCAUGCAAAAGCAAUAUGUUCCAAGUGAUGUCUUCAUUGGCUACCACUCAGACACCUGUUCCUCUGUGGUCCUGCAAGUAACAGAGAAUGAAGGUGCUGAAACAGAUGCUCAGACCAUGCUGCACAAAGCCAAAGACAUUCUGCUCAACUGUGCCACUCCUGACUCGGUUGUUCGUUUGGACAAAUCCAGGCUGCCUGAUGACGAAAGAGUACAUUUAAUGGAAAAAUACGUCCAAGAUGAGAUGCACAGUUCACUGGGAGACUACAUUGUCUAUCACACAAGGCAACUGGAACAGUCCCGCGUCUUCUUCACUGAGGUCACAACAUUUUCCAGGCUGCUGACUGCAGCAGACACCCAACAACUGCAGAAUGUGAUAAAGCUUGAUGAUAUCAAGCUACUAUCUCUGCAGCAGUUUGACACGGAGUAUUCGUUCCUCAAGAAAAUCAGGGAAUUCCUUGGCUCAACACCUGCAAACAAAGUGCUGAUCAUCCAAACAGACCAUGAUGAAGACUCCCACAGGAGGAACAUUCUUUCCUCAGCCAAGUAUUCAUGCAUCAACGAAAUAAAUAAGUGGGCCACUACUGAUGACACAAAGGCAUUUGUGUACUUUAUCACCAAACUUCCUCGAAUCGAGGGUGGGACCUCCUUUGUUGGGUUUCAAGGAGGUCUGUGGAGGUCUGUUCACAUUGAUGAUCUGAGAAGAUCAAAAGAGUUUGUGUCUGAUGUUCAUUCCUUGAAAAAACGACGCAUCAGUGAACUUUUUAAAGAUCCACCAGAGGCCAUGGAAACAGAGGACCACAAUGGUGUGCCACAAAAUGAUGACUCCGCUGUUUUGGGAGAUUUGUUUGAUAUAACAGAUCUGAUAAGGAGCUGUGUGCAGAGUGCAGUGAGCAUGCUCAGAGAUGCGGCAGACGGUGGAGAACUCAGCACUAACAGAGUUGAGAACCUGCUCACACUUCUGGAUGAAGAUCAGACACCAGGUCUGUUUACAAACAUUGUGAGGAAGCGGCUCCACUCACUGUUAGAGAACUAUGAGGCUGACACCCCUAAUCCAAAGGGCUGGGUUCUCAAGGAGGCAUCCAAUAUCAGCGCUCUUCAAGAGGGGGGAACGUUCCUACACACACUGUGGAGGAAAAUCCAAGCAGUUGUUACUCCACUUCUAGCCAACUUGGUGUCAGUCAUUGAUCGAGAUUGCAAUUUGGACCUUCUGCUGAAUGAGUGCAAUGACAUCAGGAACCUAUGGCUUGAGAUAUUUGGGAGCAAGGAGAUGCUCCAUGUACCUUACGUAAGGGUGGAAAGCAACUCUGGUGUCUUAAUGGUACAAAGCCAUAGCACAGGUGGCCACAUCAUGCGCUGCGUCAUGCCCUUCAGCUGGUGGAUCAAAGACUUCCUGGAUGGGCUCAUGAUUCAGACAUCCAGACAUGAAACUCAUUCACCUCGUCAAUUCCAGGAGGUGUUCUUGAACACUCCACUUGGCAGUUACAUUGCUAAUAAUGUGAAUAAAAAAAUGAAGAAAGAAUUCUUCCAGCGCUACCUGCAGGAUUUUGUUUCCAUGACGAUGAAAGUGGCAUCAGAUGAAGAAUUAAAGCUCUUGUGUCAGGCCCUGACCAGCUGUGUGGAUGAAGUACGGACACGGAGAAGAGAUGAAAAUGAGCUGUCUCUCUCUGACAUCCACAUCGCCUACCAUUUCUGCCAGAGCCGUCUUCAGAACCUCUCACGGAUGAUAUCUCUACAUCCGGAGGUUGUUUCUCCUUUGCGAAGAAAGCAGCUCAAUAGAGAUUGUCCAGAGAUGGUUUUGGAUGUCCAUGCAGCCAUGGCAUGUGUUGAAUGCCUGGAGCGUCCUACUUUAGAUACGGAUGCGCUCUGCCAGCAGUGGCUGAAGCAGGUGAAGAGGCUGCAAGCCUCUUUGGAUUUGAUUGGCUCUCAACACAACACCAGACAAUAUGGAGAGCGAUGCAAAGAAAGACUCCCUGGUGUCAGCAAUGGCUGGAAGCGCAUCCACAUCCUUUCAUUGUUUGUGGAACACAUGCUUCUGGGUCUCCAGAAUGACGAAAAUCAGCUCAGAACACUCGUCCUGAAUCACAUUCAGACCUUAAGCAGGGUUCUGGAGGGAAAUGCGGAUGUAAAAUCAAUGAAGGCUUUUCAAGCUGUAAUUAAAGUACUGAGGUCCUCUAAGCAGGGGGCAAGUGAUCAGAUUUUCAGGUUUGGAUUUCAGUGUGCGGUGUGCAUGAGGGAGCCUCAGGACCCUGUAGGGCUGCCAUGCCAUCACAUCUUCUGCUCAACAUGCAUCAGGGAAAGCAUUGAUGCAGGACAGACCUCCUGUCCCAGGUGCAGGCAGCGGUUACCAGAUAACUUUCAGCCAAACGUCUCCGAGGAUAUCAGGAUAUCUAUCGGGAAAAUUACAGAAUUCCGGCGGCGCUGCAAUGGUUUCUUCAUUGAUUUGCUCUCCACUGUGUGCUUCAAGGACAACACACCACCAGCCAGAGAUGUCAUCAACCAUCUGCUGUCCUACCUGAUGGUUGAGACAGAACAAAAACAGAUUUACACCAAAGAUCUGUCGCCUUUUGAUGAGUCCCCAGAUAAAAACCCAGUCGUGCGAUCUGUGAUCCUCAAGCUGCUGCUGAAGUUCAGCUUUGAUAAAGUCGAGGAAUAUUUGCAGCAGCAUUUGUCAUCAGUUGAAGAAAGCAGAUUUGUGGAUGAGGUGGACAAAGCAGAGCUUUACGCUUUGUACAUCAACUGUUUGGAGGAUUCCAUGUGGGAGAAAAUGCCUCAGGAGGGCAACAGGGCUGAACUGCUGAAGCCAUUUUACAAUGGUGAAACACAGUUCUUGCGCUUCUUUUUGGCUGAAGUCACUGCUGAUUCAGCAGCAGUGUCUAUUCAACAUCUGCAGCACAUUGCCCGAUUGCGUCUGUCCCUCACCAUGGCUGCCCACCUCAUCAGUGACAGACUGUCCGACAACAAUGUCCCAGAUGGAGCAGAAGAUUUCCUGAACAUGGUGAUUAAGCUCUGUGAGGACAGUGGGAACGAUUGGUACCGCGUUUACCUGAUCCGUAAGCUCAGCGAAUGGCAGGGUGUCAAGUUCGUCCAGACGCUGGUGAAACAACCAGAGUUCAGCUGGCUUUUCCCGACAGAGAUCCUCCAGCAGAAUGAAGACGGAGGCCAGAUGGACCAGUAUCUUGUGUAUGGAGAGGAAUACAAGGCGGUGAGGGAUGCAGUUGCCAAGGCAGUUGUGGACGGUGAUGUUGAGCAGAUAGAAGACGUCUGUGAGAGAUGCACCGCACCACCAAGGAAUCGAACACUGUUCAUCCUUCUGGCGCUUUUCCGAGAGGUUACCACUCUGUACAGAUCUGCAAAUACAGGUCUCCAUCCAACCCCUGAGCGAUGUCAAGCAUUUGGAGAGCUCAUCCAGGGCUCAACGUACCUACAUCAGAGAGCAGUAAGGGAUUUUGCUUCAGCCCUGGUUCAUAACAGGUUGGGAGACUUGUCCAUAAACCCUGGUCAUACCAUCCUGGACCACACUAUCAUUGAGCUGACCAUCCAUCUGGCAGCUGUGCUGCUCACUGGGAAUCACCUCCUCCUGAUGCCACUCAAGCAACUUGGUCUGUUUCCUGAAAACAUGCAGACGGCAUUUAUACCCACAAUGCCUGAUGACAUGUUAGCUGUUGCUCAGGCAGCCAUACAGCAAAACUAUGGGAACCUCACUUGGUAUGUAUGUCCAAAUAAUCAUCCGUGCUUUGUUGAUGAGUGUGGCCUGCCCAUGCAGAGAGGCAAAUGUUUGGAGUGUGGCGAGCAGGUUGGAGGGGUAAAUCAUUUCGCCGUGCUUGGAUUCAGACCAAUUCAGCUGCAGAAUGAUCGCACAAGGCCUGGCCACAUCCUGGGAGACCCUGAGCGGAGAAACAACCCAGACACCAAAAACAUGUCUCUGGGUCCGUUCACUCUGGUCAGGCUGGUUACACAUUUGGCCAUGUUGCUGGGAGCCUCAGAGAAGUCUCAGUUCGUUCAGACCAUCAUCCAGCCACCUGUGGAGGAUGUUUGUUUGUUUCUCAGUCAACACAUAAUAAAGGAUCUGGAUCAGCUGUCACAGGCACUGGGAGGAGGAGCUGACAACACUGUUACGACUGUCCACUUGGUGAUCAAAUCCCUGCAAGAGCUAGUGCCGGGCAGUCACUCUGGUAUUGAUCCUCGCCUAACAACCAAAGCAUCCAGAAACACCUGGGAGACUACUGUGGCUGCAGAUAUUAUGACGCCUCGGUUGAGGGAUCUUGAUCAUCUCCUGCAAGAGGCAAAGGAAAGCAUCAGGAUGGAUUCCCGUGUGUCCUCUAACUUCAUCAUGCGGACGACCUUCGGCGAUGAUUGUACCUUCCUGACGUCGCUGCCCCAGGGCUCUCAGGUCCACAGCUCACCGGUGUGGAGCUGCAGGGAGAGGCUCUCAUUGCUCAGCCUCACACACACUGUGGAGCAGUAUGACCAAAAGGAGGAGCUGCCUCUUCUCUGGAGGUUCCUGCAGAAGGAGAGAGAAUUUCGGCAGAUUAAGCUCCUUCCAGAGAUCCUAAUCCUGCAGAAACGCUUGGUGAGAAAAUUCCAGAACGCAACAGACCAGAUAGUGGGCUCCAUUGGAGAGUUCAUUGAGAGGCAGACAGAAAUGAGGGCAUGGUAUGAGAAACACAUCGACGUCUUCCUGAAAACAUGGAAUCUGCUCAGAGAGUCUGUAACCAGUAGUGAGCUGAAGAUCCCAGAUGAAUUUUGCAGCAAGGAUUUGGACCUGACCAGCGACUUGCAGUACCUCCUGCCCCGGCGUCAGGGUCCAGGCCUGUGUGCCACAGGGCUGGUCAGCUACUUGGUGGCUCUACAUAAUGAGCUGGUGAACGCUGUGGAUAAACACACUGGAGAGGACAGCAGCAGUUACAGGGUGAGUGUGGCAGAGCUAACGGAGCAGCAUGUGAUCCGCUAUGAGCUGGAGAAGGACCUGCUUCCUCUGGUUUUAUCCAACUGCCAGUACAGCUUGGAACGCGGCCACGAGACGAUAUCACAGUAUGACCUGUCCAGGAUCCAGCAGCAGAUCCUCACCCGCUUCCUGCAGGGAAAACCCCUCAUCACCCGCACAGGGAUCCCCACGCUGGUCAACACACAAGAAAGAGACUAUGAAACCAUUUUCAAAGCUGUCAAAGGAAAAGUACCUCAGGCCGCUCUGUCCUCUCUGACCCGGAAUGCCCUGUCCAGAGAGCUGCACUCCUAUAGCGAGGUGUGUGAGGCGCUCAAGAUUGCAGAGCUGAUCCUGGGUUUCAUCUCGAUGACUGGUGGUGAUCCCACGAUGCCGCUGGUCACUUACCUCCACGACACUCUGAAGAUGGCCGACCACACAGAUGGCCAAGUAUUGCAGGCUCUGGGCAGAUGUCACCUCAGACACUGUGUUUCUCUGUGGCAACUCCUCUCCUCCCUCAAAUCUGAACACAUGCUGCCUCUCAGGAGGGAGCCCUUUUCGGGAUAUCCAGCUGAGUAUCUGAUGCCGCUGACGGAGGAAAACAAGAUUGAUCUGAGAGGCUUCGUGGUCAGGGGAAACGUGGACCAAUGGCUGCUUGAGAUGCACGAGUUCCUCCUGUUGAGUCUGGGCCGCCUACGGGCCACCGACAACUUCAACCCAUCCUGGAGUGUGAAAGAGACGGUGGGUGCCUACAUGGACCGGAAAGAAGUUGAGGUGCCUCAUUACGUGGAGGAGACGUUUCCUGAAAAUCUGCUGCUGUCCCAGAUUGUGGAGACCUGGAAAUACACAGUCUCAGUCAAACACGACUGGAUGAGGGAGGGGUGAACCGGAGGAGUAUGGAGAUUUGAGAUGAGAUUUGAGUUUUUCAGUUUAAUUUUUGAACAACCAAAGAAGUUACAUUUUAUUUUGUCCUUUACAUGUUUAUAUUUUUAUUUUUUUCUGUGAUAAUUACGUAUGAAAGACUAAAAAUGUAACUUUAUGGCUCUUUUAAAUGGAAUGAAACAACCAACUAUAUUAUAAAUCAGUUGAAGAAUUACUGUGUGAGCCUCACUCAAACAAAAAUGCAUUCAGGAAAUGUGUGACUUUGAUUAGUAUAUAUUGUGUAACUGUUUUAUAUUAUCUGUUUCAGGAUUACAUUUUUGUGCUAAAAUAUAUUUUACUAUUGACCACCACAAUCUGAUAAUGAGGGUAAUGAAUCUGCACGGUGGCACUAUAAGCAAGCACAGAAAAAAUGUGAUACUAAUGUGAUACACAUUUUUGCAUUUUAUUUUAUCUUUUUUUUUAUCUCUUUUAUCUUUAUCUCUUAUAGGUUUAAGUAACUGAUUGUUUUGAUUUGAGAGAAUUUAAUUGAUGUUUUUGAUUUAUCUGAUUUAUUUUUGCUCCAUCUGGUCAUGUUAAAGGGUGACAAGCUCUGGAAAAUGGUCAUAGGGUGUGACAUCACCCAUGAGUGACACCAGGGAUGUUUGAAAGCCUGGAUAUGGGUGUGUUUCCUAGUUUUAGAAAAUCUAAAUAAGGAAAUUGGGAGCAAAAUGUCUCCAAACUUUUUAAGACAAUUUUUAAAAUGUCAAAUAAUAAAUAAUGCGUGUCAUGAGAUUCCAGUCAGUUUCACAAUUGUACAUUUGUGAGCUGGAGUUCAUAUUUCUAUUUUCUAAAUGAAUGAUUACUAAGUUUGGAAAUUAUUAAAUUUGUGUAAGUGAUCAAUGAAUCAUUUUAUAUAUAUGUAUGUGCAGCCUGUGACAUCAACAGCCGUACUGUUUCGAGUGUAAACUGAUUUUCACUCAGAAAGGAAAAAGAACAAUCAGGUGCUGUUAUAUGAAAUUCUUUUAGCAUAUUUUAUAUUUUUUAUUUUUUAUCUUAUAUCAUUGUUGGGUAUUUUUAUUCUGUUUUAUUUUUAUCAUCUGACUUUAUCUGCCUGAUUGUCCUUAAAAUAUUUUAUACUUUAUUCAACCCUGUUUUGACUUUGUCUUAAAAAAUGCUGAAUAAAUAAAGUUUAUGAUUAUCAUAUGAAA